Molecule: messenger RNA, 2913 nt
Organism: Bufo bufo (common toad)
Lineage: Eukaryota; Metazoa; Chordata; Amphibia; Anura; Bufonidae
Gene: PRKCQ
Product: protein kinase C theta
Biological process (GO): protein phosphorylation
Molecular function (GO): ATP binding; diacylglycerol-dependent serine/threonine kinase activity
Source: RefSeq, a predicted model, not a curated record
GCUAUACAGAUAACUUAGUAUAGCUGCGUUGACUCUGACUGCUCAUUUCAGUCUUUUCCUGAUAGAUAACCAGCUGAAGGAAAGGAACGUGCCAUUUAUAUAGAAACAACUUUCUUGUCUUACUAUCAAACAGGAAGAGCUAUGUCACCGUUUCUACGAAUAAGUCUCUCCAAUUUCGAAGUUGGGCCAUACCUGCCACCUAAUGGGGAAGUCAUGCAGAGACCCUACUGUGCCGUUAUAGUCAAAGAAGCUGUUGAGACAGAAACAGGGAAGGUUUAUGUACAGCAGAAGCCAACUAUGUACCCACUUUGGGAGAGCACAUUUGAUGCUCACAUUAACAAAGGGAGAGUUAUGCAUAUAAUUGUGGAAGGAAGGACUACAGGGAUGGUAUCAGAGACCACAAUUGAACUAUUUUCUCUGGCUGAACGAUGCAAGAAAAAUAAUGGCAAGAUGGAGAUAUGGAUAGAACUUAAACCACAAGGUAGAAUGAUAAUGAAUGCAAAGUAUUUCCUGGAACAAACAGAUCCAAAAGGACAUUAUGACUCAGACUCAGAAAGCCAAUUUGCUUUACAUCAGCGUCGUGGAGCCAUUAAACAGGCCAAGGUUCAUAACGUCAAGAGUCAUGAGUUUUUAGCUACUUUCUUCCCACAGCCAACGUUUUGCUCCGUUUGUCAUGAAUUUGUAUGGGGGCUAAACAAGCAAGGAUACCAAUGCAGACAGUGCAAUGCGGCUAUUCAUAAAAAAUGCAUUGACAAAGUCAUUGCAAAAUGCACAGGCUCUGCAGUCAACAGCAAAGAAACUGUGCUCAACAAAGAGAGAUUUAAGAUAGACAUGCCGCACAGAUUUAAAGUGUAUAGUUAUAAAAGUCCGACUUUCUGUGAACACUGCGGGACUCUUCUCUGGGGCUUGGCAAAGCAAGGAUUAAAGUGUGCAGAAUGUGGUAUGAAUGUUCAUCACAAGUGUGAAAAUAAAGUAGCCAACCUAUGUGGGGUUAAUCAGAAGUUGAUGGCAGAAGCACUGGCAAUGAUAGAGAGCACACAACAGGAUAGGAAACAGAGAGAAUCUGAACACAUCUACCGAGAAGGGCCCAUUGAAGUUGGUCACAGAAGCACAUUACAAGAACAAACUGUGAAGAAAGAGUCUCAAGGCAUUUCUUGGGAGUCACCAGUAGAAGAGACUAAAUGUGCAGAAACUACAGCCAGUCUGGCACUGAAGAUAGAAGAACCAUGCAGUCACAUGAAACUGACAUUUGAUGACUUUGUCCUGCAUAAAAUGCUUGGCAAGGGAAGCUUUGGAAAGGUCUUCCUCACAGAACUGAAGGAGACCAACCAGUUCUUUGCAAUGAAAGUUCUGAAGAAAGAUGUAGUUCUCAUGGAUGAUGACGUUGAAUGCACAAUGGUAGAGAAAAGAGUCCUUUCUCUCGCUUGGGAACACCCUUUCCUGACACACCUGUACUGUACAUUUCAAACAAAGGAGAACCUAUUUUUUGUCAUGGAAUAUCUCAACGGAGGCGAUCUAAUGUUUCAUAUACAGAGCUGUCAUAAGUUUGAUCUUGGCUUAGCUACAUUCUAUGCAGCUGAAAUUGUGUGUGGUCUCCAGUUCCUUCAUUCCAAAGGAGUAGUAUACAGGACUUGAAAGUUAGAUAAUGUACUCUUGGAUAUGGAAUGCCACAUAAAGAUAGCAGAUUUUGGAAUGUGUAAGGAAAAUAUGUUUGGAGAUGCAAAAACAAGUACAUUCUGUGGGACUCCUGACUACAUUGCUCCAGAGAUUUUACUGGGACAGAAAUACAGCUAUUCAGUUUGACUGUGGUCAUUUGGUCUUCUCUAUGAAAUGUUAAUUGGCCAAUCUCCAUUCCGUGGUAUGGGAGAACAGUUAUUUCAGUCUAUACGCAUGGAUGACCCAGUGUAUCCCCGUUUUCUUAGUAAAGAGGCUAAAGAUAUACUGGUCAUGCUCUUUGUCAGAGAACCAGAAAGAAGACUUGGAAUCAAAGGCAACAUUCGUCAGCACUGCUUCUUCCUAAAGAUAGACUGGGAGAGACUGGAAAAGAGGGAAAUGGAGCCACCAUUUAAACCUAAAGUGAAAUCUGCAAAUGACUGCAGCAACUUUGACAAAGAAUUUUUGAUUGAGAGAGCCAGAAUUUCAAGUUCAGACAGAACAUUGAUCAAUAGCAUGGACCAGAAUAUGUUCAACAACUUUUCAUAUGUGAAUCCAAAAAUGGAGGCAAUUGUCUGCUGAGAUGAUGUAAUUUCCAAAUGAUAAUACAUUUUAAAUGAAUUUGCAAGAAAGCAUUUCUGUCCCCAAAGAAAAACUGGAAAAAAACUCAUAUUCUGCUAGGUGUACUGGACGUCACAUAACAUUGUGAGCCUGCCUUCAGAAAUCCCAUUUUUUAUGAAAGGCUAAUAGAUGAGUGUUAGAUAGUAGAAAAUAAACUGUAUUGAUUGUAUGCUGAUCAUCUGGAGACAAUCUAAAGUGUGUAGGGAGCCCCCGACUCAACCCAACAGAUGAUCGGGGAGAAGGAUCGGGUAUAUCAAUGUAUCACUGAAGUUUCUGGCAUUCGCUUUUUCUUUUCUCCCAGUGAAAACACAUACAUGUUCUACCAAGCCGAUCAAGUAUGUCUAUGGAGCAGUAGGAAGAGAUACAGUAGCUGUCGGUUGAAAUAGCAUUUUAGCUAUUGGAAGGUGUUUGGGCAGCUGUAGCAGUGAAGGGAUGCAGAUGUGUAAAUAGUUAUCAAUAUGCUAUUUGUCUAUUCAUCUUUCUGUGAAUGUGUUUGUAAAUUAAUAGAAAAGAUACAUGCACUCUAAAAGUCUCCUCAACAUAGUGUUUCAUGUUAAUGUUUUAGUAAUUGUGAUAUUAUAUUAAAUGCAUUUAAUCUUUUGCACCAUAUACCUCAUGCUAUCUACAUAGGAAAUCCUA